AAAAAGCCAAGUUCAAAGUUGAAGGGUAACAGGUUAUUGCCAAUAUGGCAGCAGGCAUGAGUUUUAGUAAAAUAUUUGCAACCUUUAGAUGUUCUUUAUUUGCCAGCUAUAGAAAAACAUUCUUACCAGCAGCUAGCCUUGUCCAGACAUGGUCCUGUGCAGAUUCAAGAAGGAAUGCCUCAACGACACCCUCAAACACCGAAUCGAAGAACAACGAGAAGUACUGCAUUGAUCUCGUUAGGGCCCGGGAUUAUGAAGGCUUCCUUUGUUCGCUGCUGCUGCCUGCAGAGGCUCGUGGAUCUUCCUUUGCUCUGAGGGCCUUCAAUGUGGAGCUGGCUCAGAUCAAGGAUUCAGUGUCCCAGAAGACAAUAGGGCUGAUGCGAAUGCAGUUUUGGAAGAAAACGCUAGAAGAUAUUUAUAACGAUGACCCUCCACCUCAACCUGUUGCCAUAGAACUGUGGAAGGCAGUGAAUAAGCACAAGCUGACAAAAAGGUGGUUCUCUAGAAUCAUUGAUGAAAGAGAAAAAGAUUUGAAUGACCGGGCUUACCAAAAUAUUCAAGAGCUAGAAGCUUAUGCAGAGAAUGCUCAAUCAAGUCUGAUAUAUCUAAUGUUGGAAGCACUGGGUGUAAAAGAUGUCCAUGCAGACCAUGCUGCGAGCCACAUUGGGAAAGCUCAGGGAAUAGUUACCUGUCUAAGAGCGACACCGUACAACAGCAGCAGACGCAGAGUCUACCUUCCAAUGGAUAUUUGCAUGCUGCACAGGGUUUCGCAGGAGGACUUCAUGCGAGGCAGUCGGGAGACAAACGUCAGGGAAGUCAUUUUUGACAUUGCAAGCCAAGCACAUGUUCAUUUACAGCACGCAAGAUCGUUCAACAAAAGUGUACCACCUAAAGCUGCUCCUGCCUUUAUGCUGACGGUUGGAUUGGAGGACUAUUUAGACAAAGUGAGAAAAGCGGACUUUGAUGUCUUUCACCCAAGUUUACAGACGAGAAACCCUCUGCUUCCCAUUAAUUUAUAUAUUCGCUCAUGGAAGAACACCUACUAACUUCAUGUUUUUAAACUGUUGUUAUAUUAUAUGAAUUGAUGUAUUACUGUCUGACUGCUGUGAAUUACAAAUCGCAAACAAAUUCUUUUCACACACACCCCCACCCCCAAUCUCAUGAUAAAUAUAUUCCACAGAUAAACACCACCUUGUUGUGCAAGUGGAAAUCUUACAUGAAAGAUAAUGAGUGACACACUUUUUUGGUUUGUGUCACAUUCUGUCCUUCUCUUAAUGAUGCCAGAAUGAUCGCAUCCAAAUCAUUUCUAUUACUCUUUGGAAAGGUUAUCAUCUGCUGACAUUGUAGGAAUAGAGGUGAGACACAUCAAUGUGCUUUCAAAAAGAAGCAUUUUAUUUACUUCACACAGCAACUUUAUAUGAAAAAAAUUCAUUUAAAAAAAAAAAAAAAGGUGGCUAUUUAGUUAAUAUUAAUUGUCCUCUGUGGAGAGUUGUUGACCCAGGUAUGUUAUUCAAUAUCAAUUAACAAAUGUUUUUGGUGCACUGUAUCUCAUAACAACUGUCUUCCGUUAUCUUUAUUUAUUUAAUUAUUUAUUUAACUACUGGAGCACAGCACAGCGGAAGUGAUAUUUUUUUCAAGUAGCUGGUCUUUUGGGGAGGGAAUGUGGCAAUAGACUGAGAUAUUUCUGCAAAAAUACCCCAUUUGUAAGAACAUAAGAACAUAAUAAAGUUUACAAACGAGAGGAGGCCAUUCGGCCCAUC
Molecule: messenger RNA, 1760 nt
Organism: Polyodon spathula (Mississippi paddlefish)
Lineage: Eukaryota; Metazoa; Chordata; Actinopteri; Acipenseriformes; Polyodontidae
Gene: ndufaf6
Product: NADH:ubiquinone oxidoreductase complex assembly factor 6
Exons: 9
Coding region: 45-1046 (333 amino acids)
Biological process (GO): biosynthetic process; mitochondrial respiratory chain complex I assembly
Cellular component (GO): mitochondrion
Source: RefSeq, a predicted model, not a curated record